AUGCAGUGCCCCGCGUGCAUGGAAGUCCUGAGCGGGCCCAGGCACUGGAGUCCAAGUCAGCGGGCACACAGUCAGCCCGUGAUUGGCGACUUGUUUGGGUGCCGCAAGUGCAGGCAUGCACCUCCGGCCGACUUUCUUCGCUCGUCAUGGGGCAGCCUGGCGGAUGCGUAUCAUGCCGUGCUGGAUGUGGAGAGGAAGCUUAUGGACAAGCGCAUCAGAUUUCUCAACGAAUACAAGGCUGCACUUCUCCCUGAUCAGCACGACGCCUACCAUGAGGAUCUGAACGAUGGCUAUGGGAAUGGGACCCUUACACACGCUGUGCUUAUCUUGAUUCCGGGCACGAGGGAGCUGAUGUCCAACCCGGGCACGGUUGGACCCUACGUGGAAGCCGGCCUGGUGUGGCUGUCUAAGCGGCAUCCCCGUGCCCAUUCGCGAGUCAAUGGAUUUGUGGAGGCGUUCUAUGCCUACUACUGCAAGCGCCAGCAUGGGCCCGCCACCGCCAUUCCCGAUAGCGCGCUCCAGAGUUGGGACGAGCUGCUCCGGGAGGCCGAGGACUUCUUUGAGCGCUACGAGCAGUGA
This is a messenger RNA of Symbiodinium natans, 579 nucleotides long. NCBI's taxonomy places the organism in Eukaryota, Dinophyceae, Suessiales, Symbiodiniaceae. The record is from the annotation of a GenBank genome assembly.